AUGACUUUAGAAGCAACUAUUAUUUGUGUUGACAAUUCAGAGUGGAUGAGAAAUGGUGAUUUUGUACCAUCUAGAUUCGAUGCUCAGAAAGAUGCUGUAAAUUUAAUAUGUGCCGCUAAAACACAAGCUAAUCCCGAGAGUUCCGUCGCAAUUAUGUCUAUGGCUGAUUUCACAACAUCGAUGAGAAUCGCACAAUUGGCAUUGAGACACCGUCAGAAUAAACAUCAACACCAAAGAAUUGUAGCCUUUGUUGGUAGUCCACUCAAAGAAUCGAAAGAAGAACUCAGUCAACUCGCAAAGAAUUUGAAAAAGAAUGACAUUGCUGUCGAUAUUAUUAAUUUUGGUGAGGAAGCAAGCAACGUCGAAAAAUUGGAAUGUUUUAUAAAUGAUGUAAAGAAGAACGAUGAAAGCCACUUGUUAACUGUACCAGCUGGACCACAUAUGUUAUCCGAUGUAAUUGUAGAUUCAAAGAUUAUUGUUGAAGGUUCCGGUGCUUAUGGCGCUCAAUUUAUUAAUGCUGAUACCGAUCCAGAGUUAGCUUUGGCAUUGAAAUUAUCAUUGGAAGAAGAACAACAACGUUUGGAAAGAGAAAGAAAGGCAAAGGGUGGAGAUGAUUCAACUAGUGGAAGUGGAGAGUCACAAGAUGUUCAAAUGACAGCUGUUUCAUCGGAUGCCAACUUUGAGGAUGAUCCAGAUCUCCAACAGGCUCUGGCCCUCUCUUUAGAACAAAGUGAUCCAAUGCAAGGACAAGAGCCAUCCGCCGCUAAACCAGAUGCACAACAGUCGACUGCACCAUCAACCGAUGCUUUUAACGAUCAAGAAUUCUUAAACUCAACUCUUAAGAAUCUACCUGGUGUUGAUCCAAACGAUGAAAGAAUCAAGAAUGCACUUGCAGAUUUAUCGAAAAAGGAUGAAAAGAAGGAUGAUGAGAAGAAGGAUGAACAAAAAUAA
Molecule: messenger RNA, 951 nt
Organism: Heterostelium album PN500
Lineage: Eukaryota; Evosea; Eumycetozoa; Acytosteliales; Acytosteliaceae
Gene: psmD4
Product: type A von Willebrand factor domain-containing protein
Exons: 6
Coding region: 1-951 (316 amino acids)
Biological process (GO): proteasome-mediated ubiquitin-dependent protein catabolic process
Cellular component (GO): proteasome regulatory particle, base subcomplex; cytosol; nucleus
Molecular function (GO): polyubiquitin modification-dependent protein binding
Source: RefSeq, a predicted model, not a curated record